Coffea eugenioides is the source of this 768-nucleotide messenger RNA. RefSeq names its product protein DOG1-like 4. The transcript has a single exon. The coding region runs from base 1 to 768 and encodes 255 amino acids. Gene Ontology annotation, molecular function: sequence-specific DNA binding. Lineage: Eukaryota; Viridiplantae; Streptophyta; Magnoliopsida; Gentianales; Rubiaceae. Gene Ontology annotation, biological process: DNA-templated transcription. The record is from RefSeq and is a predicted model, not a curated record.
AUGCCUUCCAGUUCCAGGCAGCCUAUUGGCAGCGCCGGCUCCUUUCAGGCAUUUUUUGAAGACUGGCUGGUCCGCCAACAACGAUUUCUUGAUGAGCUCCUAUCAGCGCAAGAAUCCUCCUCCUCCACCACCACCACCAGUAGGUUUGACGACACUGAUGUUGUCGGGGAUCUCAUUGCUCGAGUUCUGGCCCACUAUCAAGAAUACUAUGAUGAAAAAUCCAGGAUGGCCCACAGAAACGUUUUUCUUGCAUUCUCUCCGACCUGGUUUACUCCCCUGGAAAGAACUUUCCUUUGGAUUGCGGGGUUCAAGCCCGGAUUAGUGUGCCGUCUGGCUCUUAGCUCCUUGGACGAUCUGACGGAGGAUCAAAUCCACAGAAUCAAUGGACUGAGCCGGGAGACGAAUUGGCAAGAGAAAUCGUUGGAUCAAAAGAUGGCCAAGAUCCAGGAGAGCGUGGCUUCACCGCCGCUGGUGGACCUGGCGAGGAGGGAAGGGAUGCAAAUUCAAUCUGCUACUGGCAGCGAUAUUGAGGGGGGCAUUGAUGACGUGGACAAUCAGAUAGAGCCUCUAAAAUCUGCCAUGCAAAAUAUCCUGCGGGAUGCAGACGGGUUGAGGACCAGGACAGCUGAAACGAUGGCUGGAAUACUAUCUCCCCUUCAAAAUGUAAGGUUCUUGUCAGCGGCUGCUCGGCUGCAGUUUAGGAUUCGGAUGCUCGGCUUCCAGAGAGAGGCAGAUAGGCAGCGCGGUUCCACAACUAAUGGCUGGUAG